AUGAAUAAUAGGAAAAGAAGCAAGUAUGAAAAAAGCGAGUGUGUGUCAUUACCCUUAGAAAAGACAGAUUUACUGAUUGAAAAUAUACAUAAUUUAAAAAAUUCAUUAAAUUUAUAUAGGAAGGAAAUACAAGAAAAAAACAAACAUAUUGUUGAUGUUAAAGCUGACUUGAAUUUUUAUGAAUGUCUUUUGACCAAUAUUAACAUAGUAUGGAAUAUAUUUAAUAAAGAUUUAUUAACCUUAAUAGGUGAUUAUAAAAAGUUAGAACAUUUCCGGAAUAACUCUGAAAAAGCUGCAUUGAUUGAUAAUCCACACGAUGCAGAAGGAGGAAGAGAUGAUUCUGUUAGUAAUAAAUCACAUGAUGGAAAAGAAGAAAAUAAUUCAUCUCAAUGUAAUUGGAAUUGUGAAAUAGGGAAUAAUGAACCCAUGUCCCCUUACUAUGACAUUGAAAUAUUUCAAAAACUUUUUUUAAAGUACGUAAAUAAACAUAAUCAGGAAAAUGACGAAGAGGAGGAGGCCGAUUUUUUCAGAUCCAUGUUUGAGGAUGAUAUUUGUGGAGGAAAAAACAUAAAGGUUAAUGGAAGGGAAAAAAAGAACAGAAUGGAGGAGGGAGAUUUUUCAAAUGGUAAAAAGUUGGUAAAAAAAGAAAGAAAGGAUUAUAAUCAAGAUGAAAAGCAUACCUAUUACAAUAAUAACCGUAAUGAUUACGACUGUGAUAAUGGACAAGCUGAGAAUUGUGAAAGGAGCUCGAAGAAAGGAGAAGGGAGAAUUCAUUAUGUAACUGAAAAAAUAGAGCACCAUAAAGGAAAAAAGAUCAAGAAUAUUAUACUCAGUGAAAACGAAAAGAAAGAACGAAAUAAGAAACAAGGGAAUGAGUUAUUAUUGUCGAAUGUGAUAAAAAUAAAACAAGAAGACAAUAAAUUUAGGAAAAUGGUAGGCCAUGAAAAGACGGCUGAGAAUGGUGUGGAGGAUGAAAAAAGAAUUCAUUUGAGUUCUCAUGAGAAAAUCAAUUUGGGGUCUGAAAUUGGAACUGUGUCUAAUUUUUUCUCUCCUACAAGAGAUGAAGUAACAGUUCCUGCAAAUCUUCCUCUCAAGGGAGAGAUGUCACAAAAUGGAGGGGAUCCCUCGGGGUGCCUCUCAACUUUGCGUGAAGCAGAUGUGGCAGCAAAUGAGGCCACAAAUGAGACGUCACAUCAGAGGGAAGGCCGAGUGACAAACCUGCAACCACAUGGGUUCUCCACGAAUGCCAAAGUGAAGAAAGAAAGAAGUGAAUACAGAGAAGGAUUAGAUGAUCCGGUUUUCGAUAAGAGAAACAUAUUCGAGCAGAAACUGCAAAUGACCUUUCUGGGGAAUAUAAAAAGAACCAUCAGUUUCAUAAACAAAUUAAUGGAAAUGAAAACUGUUGUAGUAAAUCACAACAUUGAAUAUAUAAGAAAAAUAAAUUAUGAAAAAAAUAUAUAUUAUGAAAAAUACAUUAUGGAAAAAAAGAAAAAGAACGAUGUGCAAAAUAAAUUUGAUGAGUUAAAAAUUGAAUUAGAUCGAACUGAAAAAAAGAUCGCCUCUCUUCUUUUUAAAUUAAAUAAUGAAAACAUAUGUAAGAAUAUUUUGAACAAAGAUGAUGAUGAUGAUGAACCCGAUACAAUGAACAAAAAUACGUUGAAUGAAAUUGUGAAAACAGAUGAAUUGUUACAAAAUGAGGUGAAUAAAAUUACAUGCACGAAUUGUGGAUUUCAGAAUAACAAUGUUGGAGAUGUUAUUUCGAAGGACCAAAAGAGAAGCGAGAACUGUUCUUCAAUUAUCAAAAACGAGAAAAACAUUUCAGGGGAAUGGAGAAGAAGAGGUAGUGAAAAUGAGGAAAUGAUGAACAGCAGCUAUAACAGUAGCAGUAGUAAUGAGAAAAAAAACUCCCAGGAAUCCUUGACAUAUGUAAUGAAUUUUGAAAAAAUUAUAACAAAAGAGAAAAUUCUAAAAAGUGAACCGUUUAAGCAACUAAUAGAUGAAUCGACUCAGAUUUACAAAGAAUUAAAAGAAAGAGAAAAUGAAAUCUCUCUUUUAAAAAAAGAAAUUAUGAAAAUGGAAAAUUUACGAGAUGAAGAAUAUGAAAAUCUACUUAACGAAACUAUGAAUGAUAAAAAUUGUUUAAUUAACAAGAUAAAAAAUUUACAAAUUGAUAUUAUGACAUGCAAAAUGGAUAAGGAAAAAAUGCAGGGGAAAAUAAAUAUAAUGGAAUAUGAAAUUAACAUUUUGAAAGGAAUUGAAAAGAAUCAAACGAUGCAAUUAGAUCAGAAGGAAAAGGAAAUUUCAAGAAUGAAAGCACUUGUUGAGAAAUUAAAGCUAUCGGAGAAUAAUUUGAUGAAUAAAAUUCAAUCUAUGGAAAUUGAAGGACAAGUUAGUGAUAUAACUGAAGUAGGAUCGCACGUGGUACAUGAAGAGGAGGGAAGAAAGCUCCCAAAUGGUAAGUGUGAACCCGUAUUAGAAUCUGGAAAAGGAAGACAUACAACAGGUUCAGGAUUGAAGCAUGGCGCAGAGAAUGGCCCAACCAUGGAUUCAUACAAGGAACUUCUGACAGAAAACAAACAGCUGAAACAUGCUUUGGAGAAAAAAAAAAAUGUAGAGAAAGAAUUGGAAAAUUUGAAGAAAAACUACGAUGAUAUGAGUGAAGAAAUAGAAGAAAUAACAAAGGAGUUUGAGAAGAAACAAGAACAAGUAGAUGAAAUGAUUAUUCAAAUAAAGAAUAAGGAAUUAGAAUCAUUGGAAAAGUACAAUAAUAUGAUAAAUAAAGCAUAUGUAGAAGAAAAUUUAAAACAACUUGAACUUAGUUAUGAAGAGAAAAUUUCAUCCAUAAGUCGAAUAUAUGAAAAGUAUGAAAAUUUUGUGAAUUUAUAUUUAACUUUAUUUUAUUAUGCAAGAAAAAGUGCAGUUAUAUCUGAUAGCGCAAGAGAAGAACAGAUGAGUAUAUUCAUCAAAUUGAAAGAAAAAUAUGAAUCUAUAUUUCAAAAGAAAAAUGAAAUUGCACAAAUUUUACACGAGGUAUAUGGUUCUAACAAGAAAUUGAUAGACAAAUGUAACUUGUUGUAUCGAGAAAAUCAACAUUUAGAGAAAACCAUUAUUUCAAGUCAAGGGAAAAAAGAAUCUAAAAAUGUUUCUUCCAAAACGAAAGAAGAGAAGAAGGAUGAAAAUAAUGACGAGGAGGAUAACCAUUUGUUAAUUGAGGAAAAUAAUGAACUAAGAAGAAGAUUAAUUUGUAGUGUGUGCAUGGAAAACUUUAGGAAUUACAUUAUUGUAAAGUGUGGUCAUAUAUAUUGUGAAAAUUGCAUUUUUAGUAAUUUGAAGACGAGGAAUAGAAAAUGUCCGCAAUGUAAAAUACCCUUCGAUAAGAAGGAUCUCCAGAAAAUAUUUUUAGAUUAA
Messenger RNA from Plasmodium gonderi, 3408 nucleotides. Its product is annotated as trophozoite exported protein 1. Lineage: Eukaryota; Apicomplexa; Aconoidasida; Haemosporida; Plasmodiidae. Gene Ontology annotation, molecular function: metal ion binding. The coding region runs from base 1 to 3408 and encodes 1135 amino acids. The record is from RefSeq and is a predicted model, not a curated record. The transcript has a single exon.